Orbicella faveolata is the source of this 745-nucleotide messenger RNA. Its product is annotated as nucleolar protein 12-like. NCBI's taxonomy places the organism in Eukaryota, Metazoa, Cnidaria, Anthozoa, Scleractinia, Merulinidae. The record is from RefSeq and is a predicted model, not a curated record.
CAGCCAGCAGGUUGAUUGUCUGAGGUUGGUACAAAAGUCAGACCAGAUCAACUUGGACUACCAGUCCGGGUGGGAUCAACUCGUAUAAACUUGAAUCGACUUGGAUCAACUCAGAUCAUAAAAGGCUCUAAGAAUACAAAACAGCAGCAUGGCAACACAGAGAAAUGUCUUUCUUGAUUUGGCCAAAUAUUUUAGAGGAAUUUUAACCUUCAUAUGGAUAAAAGUUUCAAUUUCCUCUAUCUUCUAUUUUUUUGUGAUCCGCGUUGAUCUGACCGAGAUUGUACCUGCCUGGUUGUCUGUGUGAAUGUCUGCAUGGUCUUGAACUCUUCAAGUUCUGUAACACUCCUCAAUGCAAGGUGUUGUGAGAAGGUGAGACUAGUGUUUUUCUUUGUGAGGCAGACACAUUUUGAAUGUUUUAUUUUCAUCCUGAUAGAAAAAGAGAGGUAUGGUGGAACAAAUGGAGAAACACAGGAAAGAAUUAGAGGCUCUUGAAUCUGAUGACGAAAAAGAUGAGCAAGAAGUUCCAUCAUCAGUUGAUGCAACAUAUGAUCAUCCUGAGCAUGUUGUCACGGUUACCACGAUCAGUGAUGUCAACUUGGACAAUGGAAAAUUUGCAUGUAUUGGAUCAAACAAGGUGAGUGACACUAAACCUCCCCCACCCCCCACUGUGCUAAGACACUAAUAUGAAGAUCUUGGUCUCCAGAAUAUAAGGCUUGGCUAAAUUAUUGAUAGUCUGUAUAAUGCC